AUGGGCCAGUCAGCUUCGGCGGCCGCCAAUUCAAGCCGCCGUGAGAGCAACAACCGCAUCCAUCGAUCCAAGUCCAAAGCAACGGCCGCGAUCUCCCCGAUGCUGCAGGCCGAGGAGGAAGGCUUUGAGAUCGUCGACAGCGCCGAUUUCAUCUCCGAUCUUCCCGACGAGUGCUUGGCCUGCAUAUUCCAGUCCCUCGGCUCCGGCGAUCGGAAGCGCUGCUCGCUGGUCUGCCGACGGUGGCUGAGGAUCGAGGGACAGAGCCGGCACCGUCUCUCCCUCUCUGCCCAAUCGGAUCUCCUCCCUAUCAUUCCUUCCCUCUUCUCCCGCUUCGACGCCGUCACCAAACUCGCCCUCAAAUGCGACCGUAGAGCCGUGAGCGUCGGCGACGAGGCGCUCAUCCUCAUUUCUCUGCGAUGCCGCAACCUCACGCGCCUAAAGCUCCGCGCGUGCCGCCAGUUGACCGACGCCGGGAUGAUGUCGUUCGCCAAAAACUGCAAAGGGUUGAAGAAGCUGUCGUGCGGGUCGUGCACGUUCGGAGCCAAAGGAAUGAACGCGGUGCUCGAUAAUUGCUCAGCUCUGGAAGAGUUAUCGGUUAAGCGGCUUCGCGGCAUCACCGACGGAUCCGCGGCGGAACCGAUCGGUCCCGGCGUGGCAGCCGCGUCGCUCAAAACUAUUUGCCUCAAAGAGCUCUACAAUGGACAGUGCUUUGGUCCUCUGAUAAUCGGCGCAAAGAAACUGAGGACUCUGAAGCUCUUCAGGUGCUCCGGCGAUUGGGACAAGCUCCUCCAAGUGAUAGCUGAGCGAGUGACCUCCAUGGUUGAGAUCCAUCUCGAAAAGCUUCAGGUUAGCGAUGUAGGCCUCACUGCCAUCUCCAAUUGCUUGGAUCUGGAGAUUUUGCACCUGGUCAAGACCCCCGAGUGCACCAAUGUAGGAUUGGUCUCCGUCGCCGAACGCUGCAAGCUGCUAAGGAAGCUUCACAUUGACGGGUGGAAGGCUAAUCGAGUAGGCGACGAGGGUUUGGUCUCGGUAGCAAAGAAUUGCGCAAACCUUCAGGAAUUGGUGCUCAUUGGUGUUAAUCCAACAAAAGUGAGCUUGGAGGCAUUAGCUUCGAAUUGCCCCAAUCUCGAAAGAUUGGCAUUGUGCGGAAGCGAUACGGUGGGCGAUGUCGAGAUUUCGUGCAUUGCUGUGAAAUGCGUGGCGUUGAAGAAGCUCUGCAUUAAGGGCUGUCCCGUCUCGGACAUCGGCCUCGAAGCGUUGGCCGGUGGUUGCCCUAACAUGGUGAAAGUGAAGCUCAAGAAAUGCAGAGGAGUAACAGCAGAGGGAGCUGAUUGGUUGAGGGCGAGCAGGCCUUUAUUGGCCGUGAAUUUGGAUACAGGUGAAACAAUCCCAGAGGCCGCCAUUGAUACCUCCAUUGCGGCCCACGAUAAUUCCGUCGAGUUCCCGCCGUUGGCCAUCCAACCGGCGUUUCCGGACAUUGCCUCAAGCAGUGCUGGGCGGCCGACCUUUAAGUCAAGGUUAGGGCUUUUGACGGGGAGGGGUUUUGUGGCUUGCGCUCUGAGAAGGUGGGCGUCGAAUCGGAAUCAUAGUUAGUGUUAUUGAAAUUGAACCAUACAGCAAAACCUCCCCUUGUUCAUUGUUCACUUUUUUGCUGCAUUAUUUGGAUUCUGACCUUUUUUUAUGUACUUAAUUUGAUGUUUGUGUGCUGUUUAUUGCCUUUUCUCAAUCGAAUUUUCAUACUUUUUUUAA
Pyrus x bretschneideri (Chinese white pear) is the source of this 1749-nucleotide messenger RNA. RefSeq names its product F-box protein At1g47056-like. The transcript has a single exon. The record is from RefSeq and is a predicted model, not a curated record. Gene Ontology annotation, biological process: SCF-dependent proteasomal ubiquitin-dependent protein catabolic process. Gene Ontology annotation, cellular component: SCF ubiquitin ligase complex. The coding region runs from base 1 to 1593 and encodes 530 amino acids. Lineage: Eukaryota; Viridiplantae; Streptophyta; Magnoliopsida; Rosales; Rosaceae. Gene Ontology annotation, molecular function: protein binding.